UCUCAAGAACCGUCCGGCUCAUCUUGGUUGGAGAAAGGGAACGACGAAAUUUGACCACGAUGGGAACAGACACUCGCGUCAAGAGACGGAGAGGAGGAACGCGCAAGAAAACAGGAUGCUAUAUUUCCAGCUUCGCCUGCAAAGCGCGGCACACUCGCUGCGAUGAGAAGAAACCCAUUUGCAGCAACUGUGAACGAUUCGAACUGGAGUGUUGGCCCAGCAAUUUCAUUGCCUACUCGGCAUGGUGCUCGACCGACCGGGGUGGAUCAGAUCAGCAGGAGGCCUUUCCGACGGAGAAUAGCAUGCGAACUGGUGAUCAGGCCCUGGCCUCAACAUCCACUUCGGAUAUAGUUCGCGCGAGCUGCCCGGACUUGCAGCAUUCUCAUUCCAGCAAUCCUGACCCUGUACUUUCUGAAUCAUCACACUAUAACCCCGAUAGAAUGGCUGUCACGACGGUUCACCAGAUGAAACCACAGCCGACAAUGCCUCUCACCUCGGAAAUGUUUCAUCUCCUCAACGAGUACUGGCGGGGUCUUGCAACAUGGAUGGAUGUCUUUGACCUGAGUGACACAUACCACCGCGAGGUUGCUCGUCAAGCCUUGACAUCGGAGCUCCUUCGCUGCAUAUGUGCUUUCACCGCGCGACAACUGUGUUUACGUGCUUCUGGCGAGGUUUGGGCGCCGGCUGCGACAAACUACAAUAGUCCAUCCCUUCAUCUGCUGAUCCAGCAACUGAAUAGCUGUGAGCCACUGAGAGACACACUUACAGCUGUCAUUCUCCUUGGGAGCUAUGAGGUCUUAGCUGCUCAGGGCCAAGAGCAUCACCGGCACUAUGAAGGCGCAAGGAAGCUUAUUAAAUUACAAGGCAUUAGUGCUCGAUCCUCCGAUCAGGCGGUCCUGCAAUUAGAUCCGUCGGACUGGAAUGUCAACUGGUGGGAAGGAGAAACCGCCGAAGAUCUGUUAAGCAACCAACUCUUAUGGCUUAUUGGUAGAGCAGUUAAUUGGAUUUAUAAAGAUAAAACGCCCCGCAAAUAUCAGGAGCUACUCACGGACACGGAAGGUUGGUAUACAGGUCUGUCUCAACACUUUCGAGGGGUAAGGUAUGGAGAAAUGGUCGAAGAUGGGCUGUCCAAAGUCCAUUUUGCUGUCCCUCAGACAGCUGCGGCAAUGCUUUGGUAUCAUCUUCUCCAUCUCAUGCUGUACGCUGAGCCAGUGCUGCAAGAUGUUGCAUAUAUACCGAAAAUCCAAGAGCAUGCGACUGAGAUAAUCAACAUCUCUAUCUCGGAUAUACCAGACCAGGUUCGAUGUUUCUCUAUUCUACCACUUUACUUCGCCGGCAAACAUGUCGACAGCAUCGUUCGCAAGACCAGAGUAUUAGUCCUGCUGAGCAAUAUUCAAAUCGAGCUUGGUUAUCACACUGGCGGGCUAGUGCAGAAGCUUCAGCAAUUUUUCAUGCCAGCAACUGAUUAAAGAGCCAAAUCUUAAUUUGCCUGGACUAAAUAUAAAAGAAAUAUGAGGAGCGUAAUGGCUAAUAUGAC
Molecule: messenger RNA, 1537 nt
Organism: Aspergillus ibericus CBS 121593
Lineage: Eukaryota; Fungi; Ascomycota; Eurotiomycetes; Eurotiales; Aspergillaceae
Product: Zn(II)2Cys6 transcription factor
Exons: 7
Coding region: 60-1469 (469 amino acids)
Biological process (GO): positive regulation of transcription by RNA polymerase II
Cellular component (GO): nucleus
Molecular function (GO): zinc ion binding; transcription cis-regulatory region binding; DNA-binding transcription factor activity, RNA polymerase II-specific
Source: RefSeq, a predicted model, not a curated record